AUGCCUCCGCGGGUACCCGUAUCAUCAUUCCGGCGACAAGCCCUGCGAUGCCCAUAUGAACUUCGAAUCGCCAGGGCUGCCACCACCGCUGCGGCACCGGCCGUCACACCAGCUGCGCCGAUUGAGCAAAUGACACGCUCGCCAGCUCCCAUUGCGCGUACUCCUCCCACUCAGCCACCAUCGCAUCGCAGUCCUGAAUACCGCCGGUCCCAACUUCUCCGCCAAUACACCUCCUUGCUCCGUACCUCCCCUCUUAUGGUGCUUUUCCAACACAACAACCUCAAGUCCACGGAAUGGGCUGCUAUUCGACGAGAGUUGACCAAGGCCUUGCAGAAGGUUGAUGAAAAGAUCGCUGCCGAGGGCCGGACAUCCCCGGAGUUGGCUUCUUAUAUCAAGCUGCAGACUGUCCAAAACAGCAUCUUCGAGGUGGCUAUUCGUAUUGUCGAAUACUUCCGGCCUAGCCAGGAUGCGCUUGCUUCUGGAAAACCCCCCAGCGCCGUCGACCCUGUCACCCAGACCUCUGCCGAACUCCCUGCUUUCUCCGGUUCCAGGGAUGACCCGGCCCUGACCCACGACUUGUCUCGCGCUGCUCACAUUGCCGUCAAGAACAUGAAGGGCAAGCACGAGCUCGCCGAAAUCCUCACUGGUCCCAUCGCCGUUCUCUCCAUUCCAAUCGUCUCACCCGAACACAUGAAGGCCGCUCUCUCUAUUCUCACCCCCAAGGAAGCCGGCUUCCCUGCACCCACUCGCAAGGGCAACCCGGAUUACCACGAUCCCACCGUCCAACUCGGUCUGCAGAAGCUGAACUUGCUUGGUGCCCGCGUGGAUGGCAAAGUGUUUGAUAUCGCCGAGACCAAGUGGGUCGGCAGCAUCGAGGGCGGUAUGGAUGGUCUUCGCUCCCAGCUCGUUAUGGCUCUCCAGAGCAUGGGUUCCAGUGUUACCAACACCUUGGAAGGGGCUGGCAAGAGCCUCUAUUUCACCAUGGAGAGCCGGAGAAGUGUCUUGGAGGAGGAGCAGAAGGGCGAGGGUGAGAAGAAUGAAUCGUCCUAG
Messenger RNA from Penicillium maclennaniae, 1050 nucleotides. Its product is annotated as mitochondrial 54S ribosomal protein uL10m. Gene Ontology annotation, biological process: translation. The coding region runs from base 1 to 1050 and encodes 349 amino acids. Lineage: Eukaryota; Fungi; Ascomycota; Eurotiomycetes; Eurotiales; Aspergillaceae. Gene Ontology annotation, cellular component: mitochondrial large ribosomal subunit. The transcript has a single exon. Gene Ontology annotation, molecular function: structural constituent of ribosome. The record is from RefSeq and is a predicted model, not a curated record.